AUCGCGUCGCAUAUUGUUGUUCUAGAUUGUCUAUGUGCCAGUCUACGAUAUUUUAUGAGCUGUUUCAAUCAUUGCGAUAAGUCUGCCGUGUUGUGAUUACCAAGAAUUACUUGAAUCGAGAAAUACAAUUAUUGAUAGAUUCGCGAUUUAUAUUUAUUUUCAAAUUUCACUGGUUAUAACCAUAAAUACGGCUGAAAAUGAACAUGAGUCAAGAUAAAAGGUCAAGUCAGACAAGUAGAUCUCGAAGAUCAGAUUUGGAUGGAGACCGUAAACGCCACGCAGAUCAACAUUACAGAGAGCGAAGUAGAUCCAGGGACGGGCAAAAAGGUAGCAAACGCUUUAGAUCUAAAGAAAGCGAUAGAAGAAAAAGCAACGAGGAUAGAAAAAAGUCCAGAACCAGUUCCAAAGCUGUUGAUGAUAAAAAAGAACCUAAGACUAUUAAUGAAGAUGAGCCAGUUCAUGAAGAUAGUCCUAGGCCAAUAGUAAAAAGGGAACCACUAAGUUUGGAAGAUCUAUUGAACAGAAAAAAAGCAGAAGAAGAGGCUCUUUUUAAGCCUAAAUUUAUUUCUAAACAAGAGCGAGCUGCUGUGGCAUUGCAAAAGCGUCAAGAUGAAGUUGAUGCGUUGAGAAAACAACAGAAGGAACAAAAGAGUAAUUUAUCUAUCAAUGAUGGACAUAAUUUACAUCAUGAUCAAGAUUGGAACAACAGAGAAAGGCGCAGAGAAAAUAAAAAAACAUGUGAGGGAGACGAUAAAGAUAAAGCAAAAGAAAUGGAGGCUAUAAAGGAAAGAUACUUAGGAUUAGAAAAGAAAAAACGCAGAGUUCGAAGGUUGAGCGAUAAAAAAUUUGUAUUCGAUUGGGAUGCAUCAGAAGACACAUCCAUAGAUUAUAAUAAUAUUUAUAAAGAACGACAUCAAGUGCAAUUUUUUGGUAAAGGAAAUUUGGCAGGUAUAGACAUUAAUGCUCAGAAGCGAGAUCAAAGUAAAUUUUAUGGUAAAUUGUUAGAUAAAAGGAGAUCUCAAGCUGAGAAAGAACAAGAAAUAGUGCGUUUGAAAAAAGUACAAAAUAAAGAAGACAAACAACAGUGGGAUGAACGUCAUUGGUCAGAUAAAGCUCUGAGUGAAAUGACUAAAAGAGACUGGCGAAUUUUCAAAGAGGAUAAUAAUAUUACCGUUAAAGGAGAUAGAAUUCCAAAUCCAAUUCGAUCGUGGAAAGAAUCUGGUCUCCCUUCAGAAAUUUUGAAUAUUAUUGACCAGGUUGGUUAUAAAGAUCUUACUCCCAUUCAAAGACAAGCUAUUCCAAUUGGAAUGCAAAAUCGUGAUAUUAUUGGGGUUGCUGAAACUGGAUCAGGUAAAACAUUAGCUUUUCUGAUUCCACUUCUUCUUUGGAUAAAUAGCCUUCCAAAAAAAGAAAGAAAUGAGGAAGCAGAUCAAGGCCCAUAUAGUAUUAUUAUGGCUCCUACACGUGAAUUGGCGCAACAGAUAGAAGAAGAAGCUAAUAAAUUUGGCGAACCAUUAGGAAUAAGAACUGUUCUUGUUGUUGGUGGUCUACUGCGAGAAGAACAAGGGUUGAAAUUAUUUAAGGGUUGUGAGAUUGUAAUUGCAACACCUGGAAGACUAAUUGAUGUGCUUGAAAAUCGAUACUUGGUACUUAAUCAAUGCACAUAUAUUGUUCUUGAUGAAGCAGAUAGAAUGAUAGAUAUGGGAAUGGAACCUUAUGUGCAAACAAUUUUAGAGUACAUGCCAGUUACUAAUCUCAAGCCUGACACUGAAGAUGCUGAAGAUGAAGACAAACUCUUAGAAAAUCUCAAGUCCAAAAAUAAAUAUCGACAAACUGUGAUGUUUACAGCUACAAUGCCACCAGCUGUAGAGAGAUUGGCUAAAACAUAUCUUAGAAGGCCAGCAGUUGUGUAUAUUGGAAGCAUUGGGAAACCUACUGAGAGAACGGAACAAAUCAUUCAUAUAAUGGGUGAGGGUGAUAAACGUAAAAAACUUAUGGACAUUCUCGGUCGAGGUUUUGAACCACCAAUUAUUAUUUUUGUUAAUCAAAAGAAAAGUGCUGAUGUUCUUGUUAAAUGGAUUGAGAAGUGUGGUUACAAUGCAUGCACACUUCAUGGCGGAAAGGUUCAAGAGCAGAGAGAAUAUGCUCUUGCCUCACUUAAAAAUGGAAGUAAAGAUAUUUUAGUUGCCACUGAUGUUGCUGGUCGUGGUAUUGAUAUAAAAGAUGUAUCAACAGUCAUUAAUUACGAUAUGGCCAGAACUAUUGAAGAUUACACACAUCGAGUUGGAAGAACUGGUCGCGCUGGCAAAGCUGGUAUUGCCAUAUCGUUCUGUACCAAGGACGAUAGCCAUCUUUUUUAUGAUUUGAAACAAAUCAUUUUAUCCAGCCCCAUCUCCAAAUGUCCAAAGGAGUUGCUGAACCAUCCAGAUGCUCAACAUAAACCUGGUCAAUUGGCUACUAAAACACGCAAAGAAGAGAAAUUAUUCGCUUAAAUCAGAC
Molecule: messenger RNA, 2499 nt
Organism: Trichogramma pretiosum
Lineage: Eukaryota; Metazoa; Arthropoda; Insecta; Hymenoptera; Trichogrammatidae
Product: probable ATP-dependent RNA helicase DDX23
Exons: 8
Coding region: 198-2492 (764 amino acids)
Biological process (GO): mRNA splicing, via spliceosome
Cellular component (GO): catalytic step 2 spliceosome
Molecular function (GO): RNA binding; RNA helicase activity; ATP binding
Source: RefSeq, a predicted model, not a curated record